UAGAUAUUCAUUAGAUAAUUUUAAAAGUCAUUUAAAAACUGAUAUUUAUUCAAGAAGUUUCGUUUUUACUGCUAGAAUGGAGGACUUAGCUGCACCUGUCGAGGAAGAUUUCUUUACAACUCUGGUUCGGAAGCAUAUGCCCACUACACAACGUAUUAUGCAGAAGGCUAAGGGCUGCUUAAUCUACAAUGCCAAAACCGCUGAAUCGGUAUACUCCACUUAUCAUGACAAUACCGAGGAUCUGGCUAGCAAUGUUUGCGAUAUGUUGGUUUGUAUUGCGCGUAAUGCUGUCCGUGAAGUCAAUCCAAUUGAUGAGUUGCGCUUCCUUCGCAUUGCCACUAAAGACUACGAGUUUUUGAUUGCACCAACUGAUGAAUUUGUUAUUCUCGUUGAGCAACUUGAUCCCUCCAAACAACCAGUUGCAGCGACUCCAAAUGCUGGUAAGAAGAAAAAGCCCAAGUAGCAGUUUGGUAUUUCUGGUGAUGCCUCGUGUGCAGAUUGUGUUGUAUGUGUUAUACUGUAACUUAUAUCUUAUAUAAGUUAUAUUAACAUAAAUAUAUUUUGAUUAAAAAUAUGAA
Molecule: messenger RNA, 578 nt
Organism: Teleopsis dalmanni
Lineage: Eukaryota; Metazoa; Arthropoda; Insecta; Diptera; Diopsidae
Product: dynein light chain roadblock-type 2-like
Exons: 2
Coding region: 77-463 (128 amino acids)
Source: RefSeq, a predicted model, not a curated record